AUGGGCUCCCACGCCAGAGACGCCAGAGACGCCAAAGACGCCAAAGAUGCCAAAGAGCUAGUCGUGCUCGUCACCGGAUUCGGCCCCUUUCGAGAGCAAUACCCCGUCAACCCGUCGUGGGAAAUCGCCAGAGGCCUCCCGCCGUUCCUGCCGCCGCUCCGGCCCGACCUGCCGCCCGUCCGCAUCCUCGUCCACCCGGAGCCGAUCCGCGUCAGCUACAAGGUCGUGCGCGGCCUCGUGCCCCAGCUCUGGGGCGCGUACCGCGGACGCGAGGUCGACGCCGCCAUCCACAUUGGCAUGGCCGGCCCGCGGCCGUUCUACCAGCUGGAGCGGCGGGCCCACCGCACGGGGUACAAGACGGCCGACGUGGAUGGCGAGUGUCUCGACGACGGCGCGGACGGGCGGCCCGACGACGAGGGCUGGAUCUGGUACGGCCAGCCGGACGAGAUUUUCUCCGAGCUGGACAUUGAUGACGUGCAUAAGCGGUGGCAGGCGCACAGCUCGAAGGACAUGGACCUGCGCAUCUCGGAGGACCCUGGCCGCUAUCUGUGCGACUUCAUCUACUACUGCAGCCUGUCGCACCUCUCCCAGGCGGGCCGGCCCAGGAAGGUGUGCUUCUUGCACGUGCCGUCGGAUGCGUCGGAAGCGGCCGUCGCCCACGGCCGCGAGCUGACGAUGAACCUGGUACGAUCGAUUGCCGAGAGCGAGACGGCGCGAGGGCACGAUGGGCACGGGCGCGGGCAGGGGCAGGGGCAGGGGCAGGGGCACGGAAGCGGAGGCGGAAGCGGAGGCGGAAGCGGAGGCGGAGGCGGAAGCGGACAUGGCUGA
This is a messenger RNA of Ustilaginoidea virens, 828 nucleotides long. RefSeq lists its product as uncharacterized. Bases 1 to 828 code for a protein of 275 amino acids. Lineage: Eukaryota; Fungi; Ascomycota; Sordariomycetes; Hypocreales; Clavicipitaceae. The transcript has 3 exons. The record is from RefSeq and is a predicted model, not a curated record. Gene Ontology annotation, molecular function: pyroglutamyl-peptidase activity. Gene Ontology annotation, cellular component: cytosol. Gene Ontology annotation, biological process: proteolysis.